Messenger RNA from Eurytemora carolleeae, 1618 nucleotides. RefSeq lists its product as uncharacterized. Lineage: Eukaryota; Metazoa; Arthropoda; Copepoda; Calanoida; Temoridae. The transcript has 10 exons. The record is from RefSeq and is a predicted model, not a curated record. Bases 449 to 1486 code for a protein of 345 amino acids.
GAUCCCUUGUAAAAAAGGUUUCCUAAUUAGUAACUUUUUAUCCCGCCAAAGCAUGUUUUUUUAUUAAUUUUCCAAACCUUUUUUAGAACAUUUUUUCACAAAGUAUAAAAUUUAGUAAUUAUUAUUUAUUAGCUAAAAUUGAAGACAAUCCGAAGAAAGCUUCGCCGCAGAAUUUCUUCUGGAAUUUUGGUAGCUUAAGACUUCCACUUCCCGUGCAUCCUUGAUUUUUCGGCAAAUUGACCCAUCCGACAUCUCAAAACAAAAUCCUCCAGCUAAUAACUAUUUUAUUAAAAAAGGCUUAUUGUUUCCAGAUCGCAUCCGGAAAGUUUAUCAGCUAUAUCAACUUUCUUGUCGAAAACAAAUUAUAUGAACAAAAUAUUAAUAUUUCAUUAAAUAUUUAAUAAUUUAUCUUCCUUUACCUAGUGUGAGACGAGGAAUACGAAGUGAAAUGGAGAAAUAUAUAAAUCUGCUGAUCAAACAUACAGAGGGUCGGGAUGUGAUGUCUUUGGUUCACUGGAUUCUCUCAUCUUUAGGGGAAACAUCACAAAAGGUUUACCUGGAGAACGUGUUGGAGAUUUUAGUUGAUUCCUUCUGUUUCAAAAACCAGGAUAUCCUUAAAAUAGCUCUUCAGAUCUCCAGUCAGAUAGAUAGGCCAGAUCUGAUGGAUCUGAUGCUUAGUUCAAGUUAUAUCCAGAAUAUCCCGAACCUCAGUAAGGAUGUGAGAAUAUUUAUCUGUAAAUUGAGUUGGAAUAUAGCUCUUAGCAAGUCGGGGUACCUGGAGAAGUUCAGACUGUUCCUUUUGGCCGCUGAGAUAUUGACGGACGUAUCCAGUUCUCAAGUUCAGCAGGCGGUUUAUGUAUCAGCCUUGUCAGCAGGUCUACGGGCUCUUGAGUGUGGUUAUGAGGAGGUUAGAGAGGAACUAUUUCAAACAAUGAAAUCUCUAACAGAGUCUGAAGAUCUUCUCCCUCUGAUGAAAAGAGCAAUCCUGGUUUUCCAGUUCAGGUUCAGUUUACUCACGCACUCCUAUUCAUCAUUCAACCUGAGAUCUGCGAUCCUAGAUCUCCAGGCUCUCAGAGAGUUUGAAAUAUUAGCAGCUGUUGGAGUUAUGGUCGCUGAGAAGAAUGAGAGGAUGAGCGUAGACUGCUUACUUCCUUGCUUAGAGAACUUGGAAAACCCAGGAACUGGUGGCUUAUCCAUUCUAGAGCUGAUGGAAAUCAAACCUCAGCAGUGGCCACACAUUGAUGCAGUCUUUUCACGUAUCAAAGACAGGAUUGUAGGACGGGAGAAGACUGCUCUAAGUAUUGUCUGGAACGGAUGGGUCAAGCUCUCUAUCUCACAAGUUUCUAAGGUUGUUGUGUACAAGUGGGGGGAUGUUCUCUCUCAACUACACAACAGUAUAACUGACGAGGUGGAACAUAUUCAUCCUCCUCUUCCCAUCCCAUCCCAGGCUCUUCAUCUCAAGAUUAUUAGAGCUCUAGACUUCUAAUUGGAUUGAUCUUCCCAUCCCAUCCCAGGCUCUUCAUCUCAAGAUUAAUAGAGCUCUAGACUUCUAAUUGGAUUCAUCUCUUUAAGUUUCUAGUUCCAUAGUCUUAAGUAAUCAAAUAAAAUAUCAAGUAAA